AUGAGGACCACCCUCUUGGUCUACGCCAUCUCUGCCAUGGGCGGGGCAUGGUCGCUGGAGCAGCCCAGGAGCAGCCUUGUCACGUGGCACCCGCGAAUGAUCGACCUUUUUGCGCAUUUGCCCCAGAUAUGGCAAGCUUCUUGGUGGAUGGCCCAUUACGGGUCUUGGAGCCCAAAGAGGCAUGUGGCUUGGUCAAGUUCUUGGGCCAUUGGCGACCUCAAUUUGGGCAAGCUGUCUUCGACUUUGCGCAAGAAGCUUUCUGGUGUUGCACAGAAGUCCGCGGUCGCCUACCGCAACAAGCAUGGGGUCAAGAGAUUUCAUGGGACUCGGUUCCUGCGAUCCACCGGGAACUACCCUCCCAGAUUUGGCUUGAAGAUCACACGCCUCCACGAGCGCUUCUGCAAGAACAGGGUGAGCCACCCACCUAUACCUCCUGCUCUUUUGAGCACGCCUUUGAAGCCUUGGUUCAUGGCGCUUCCCUGGGGCGAUUUGUGGGAUGACGCCAACGCUUACUCGGUGCUUACAUAUUUGCGGGGCAGCGCUUCGCUACUUUUGAGCGAUUGGCGUGAAGCCUUUCCCUCCAAGUUGUAG
This is a messenger RNA of Effrenium voratum, 591 nucleotides long. The record is from the annotation of a GenBank genome assembly. NCBI's taxonomy places the organism in Eukaryota, Dinophyceae, Suessiales, Symbiodiniaceae.